This is a messenger RNA of Bufo gargarizans (Asiatic toad), 3354 nucleotides long. RefSeq names its product V-set and immunoglobulin domain containing 10 like 2 (gene VSIG10L2). Lineage: Eukaryota; Metazoa; Chordata; Amphibia; Anura; Bufonidae. The record is from RefSeq and is a predicted model, not a curated record. Gene Ontology annotation, molecular function: cell adhesion molecule binding. Gene Ontology annotation, biological process: cell-cell adhesion. Gene Ontology annotation, cellular component: cell-cell junction.
AUGGGAUAUGUGAGUAGCAUCAAGAAAAAGGCCCAACAAUCCUUUAAUAAAGCGAGCCAGAAAGUCAGAGAGGCCUAUUCCAGUUUCAUGAGUAAUCCGUCAGGUGCCAAUAAACAGAAGUGGGUGACUGAACGUCAAGCUUUUGAGAGCUGUGUUAGAGAAAAGGAGUCCCUGAAACAGUCAGAAAUGGAAACAAGGCUAUAUAAAUACGGUAAUAAAUCUGGGAGGCUCUUAGCAAAUCUAGCUAAAGGGAUGAGAAAUCCUCAAUAUAUAGCGUGUUUAAAGGACGCAGAGGGUAACUUGAGUCAUGAUCCUGCAGUAAUCAGUAAUAUAGUAGGUUCCUAUUACGAGGCCCUAUAUAAAGAUGAGGCAACAUGUGACUUGUCAGACACUAUUUUAAAUAGGGUUAAAUUACCAAACUUAUCUCAGGAACAGCUCCUUUCUUUGAAUGCUGACAUCUCUUUACAGGAGCUACAAGAAGCCAUUAAACAUUUAGGAAACUCGAAAGCCCUAGGACCAGAUGUAGUCUCAGAGGAAUUCUUCAAGGCUCUCCUAAAUCAAGUUUCUCCUGUUUUAAUGGAAUUGUUUAAUGGGGUUUUUCAGGGCCAUAUGUCAUUAGAGAACGAGAAUAUGUCUUAUAUUAAACUACUCCCCAAGCCAGGGAAGGACCUCUUGGCACCGGGCUCAUAUAAGCCCAUCUCGCUAAUAAGUGUCGACGUGAAACUGAUGGCCAAGAUUGUAGCAGAUCGCUUGGGCUCAUUUUUGCCCCAGUUAAUAGGACGAGAACAGGAUUUACCCGUGGAGAUAGUUCUUGGCAUGCCUUGGCUCCAGGUUCAUAACGCAGUCAUCAACUGGUCCACGGGUGAAUUAGAGAAAUGGGUGUUAGAAUGUGAUUCAUGCUGUCUACCUAUCAUUCAGUCUCCUGAUACUCCAAAAGAACCUAUUUUGCCGGCAGGUAUCAUUGUGGCUGCAGUCUCUUCCGAUUUGACAACCGAGAUUACUGCAGUACAACACUUGGCUCCAGUACAAUCCCCUAAAGAUAAGUUUGUCCCUGGUCAUUUACGUCUACGACUGUUAGGUGAGACUUUCAGUCUCGAGUCGCAGGCUCUGCCAGUAAAUGGGGUCCUGGACCGGUCAGUGGAGCUGAAGUGCGGAGACAUUGAUGCGUCCUUUGUCUUUAUCUGGACCUUUAUUAUCCUCGGGACGGACAUUGCAAUUCCCAUUGCUCGCAAGGAUAACGUCUAUGAAGAAGCAUCCGCUCUGGGAAUCGUGAAACUGUCCGGCAGCUCUCUUGUCAUAGACAAGCUUCAGCUAAGGGCUGCAGGACGGUACACAUGUAUGGCCUUCAGAGAAGGGACGUACAUAACAGCACCCACAGUAUACAUUGACCUGACUGUUCUAGUGCCGGUUUCAAAUCCCAGUCCACACAUUGACAACCAAACACCUGUAGAAGGAUCAAAAGUCCUGUUGUCAUGCACAGUUUCAGUUGGGACUCAACCUAUAACCUUCAUCUGGCAGAGGAACACCAGAGCGGAUGGGACAGUUACUGUACAUGAAGGCAAUGAAAGGGACUAUGUCCUGGACCCAGUCACACGGUCUCAUAUUGGCUGGUACACCUGCACAGUUAGAAAUAUGGUCAAUGAAGAGACCAGCGGGGCACUCUACCUGGAUGUUAUCUUUGGCCCCGAUGACCCAGAGAUCACCAUCAAGCCAUAUGCCAUCAGUGAGAAUGGCUUUGCUGCCAACGAGCUGGAAGAGGUCACUUUGAACUGUUCUGCUUCUUCUAAUCCUCCAUGCCAUUACAUCUGGUUUUAUAACAACUCUCAGAUGUCCACGGGUCAGAUGUACAUCAUUCCCAAGAUCUCCCGGAGCCAGACAGGGAUGUACACCUGCUUGGCACAAAACGCCCACCUCAACACACGUACCCAAAGCACCAUCAUCCUCACUGUCUAUUAUUUACCAGAGGGAUCUCCCACAUGCACAGCACGACCUCAUAAUAACUACAAGGAUGUGGCCCUCUGGUGCUCCUGGGCUGGAGGGCAUCCUCUGGCACAGCUUCGCUGGCUACAACCAAAUGAAGACUACAAAGUCAUUGUGUCAAACUCAAACGCGACCCUGAUAAAAAAUGGUGCACAGCUGCGGAAUGGAAGUACCUUCACCUGUACCAUCUCCCACCCAUCCCUCAAGAGAGACAUUGACUGUAGCACCACUGUGGUGAUGCCUCCAGGUGGUCCCAAUUGCUCGGCAGUAGCUACAAAGAUGAAUGAAUUCAUCAUGUUAACGUGUGAAUGGACAGGCGGGCUUCCCCUGAUCACCCUGCAAUGGAAUAGUAAUCAGAUUGGAGACAUAAAGGAAUCUUCCAACAUCUACGUUUUCAAACCCGACCGGACGUAUAACGGUAGAUUAUUCACCUGCACCGCACUUCACCCCAUGAUGCAGGAGCCCUCUGAGUGCCUCAUUCAGCUCGAUGCUCCAGUACUGGAUUCCCCGAAUCUUAUAACCUCUGUAUUAGAAGGACAUAAUGCUCAGUUAAUCUGUAACCUGAAACUGGCCACCCCCAUCUCAGAAAUCACCUGGUAUGACAACACCAACAAGGAAAUAAUAACAGAUUCCCAAAAGUAUGGCAUAUACAAGGAGAAUGGGCUGUCAAUCCUGACAGUGCGGGAGACAGAGUGGGACACUGAUAGCGGACUGUAUCGUUGCAUGGCCUCUAACGCUGUAGGAAACACCUCUCAAUUACUGAGGCUUCGUGUGAACAAAUAUCCUACGCCACCCAAUGUGACAAUCAGUAAACUAAUGUACAGCCGGCAGAGGACAGAGGUGGAUGUGGAGUGGAUGACGCAAGGAGCUGGGGACUUAACUGGCUUCAUUGUACAGCGACAAGCCAGCAUCCGAUCUGUCCCCAUUCCCAAGAGAUCUGUCCAGGCGGCUUCCUGGGACACAGUGGCCAGUGACAUUGAACCUGAAAUCCGUGGCCACAAACUUGGAGGAUUGGACCCAUCUAUAGUAUAUGCCUUUAGGAUACUGGCUGUGAACCAUAAAACAACAGGAUUUCCUUCUGAGGUGAAAACACCAGCUGACCCUCCAAAUACCGUCUACCCUGCUGCCAUUGGGGCUGGCUUUGCUGGUAUGUUAGUGGCAAGUGUGGCUUGUCUUCUAGUUUUCCAGUAUAUUGUCCGGAACCGUGAGAACAACCCACGACUACACGACUUGUUCUUCAGACCAGCACCAGCUGAGGCCCGAGAGAACAUCCGCAACCCAGAAGAUGCUGAAACAGCAGCAGAUGGUGACGAGACACCCGCCAGUUCUGGUGAGCCAGGUCCAGUGGUAGAAGCUCCCAUUGAAGUGUCAUGA